This is a messenger RNA of Orbicella faveolata, 3684 nucleotides long. Its product is annotated as rhodopsin, GQ-coupled-like. Gene Ontology annotation, cellular component: membrane. NCBI's taxonomy places the organism in Eukaryota, Metazoa, Cnidaria, Anthozoa, Scleractinia, Merulinidae. Gene Ontology annotation, molecular function: G protein-coupled receptor activity. Gene Ontology annotation, biological process: G protein-coupled receptor signaling pathway. The record is from RefSeq and is a predicted model, not a curated record.
CAGACCAUCAGGAUCAAUUGUUCUGCCUUUUUUGAAUUAAAAAAGCUUCCCUGGCCUUACGGAUAGAGUCUCGGUUGGAAAAGAUUUUUUCGAUGGGGGUUGAUUGCAUGUCGUUAGCAGUGUGGUUUGGAGAAGACAGGAAAUGUUCUGCGGCUGUAGUAGGUCCCAAUGUAAAAUUCUCAUUGCACCUGAAGAAGGCUGGUUUGGCCAGCCGAAAUAUUGUACACCUUCAAAAAACCAAUUUACGUUGUGUCGGUUUCUGCUUUUGUAUACUUCAAGAAAACCUGUUGGAGUAACAAUUGCAAAUGCUCUUCUCGGUAAAAAUUGAUUUUAAAAGCUUGAAAUACGAGCCUCUGCCCAUUUUCAUGACCCUUAACUUUUGAUCUUCUCGCUAUCGUGUAAAAUAUCUUGAAUAUUUUAAGGUAGAUAUCAGUCGCAUCAGCAUCAGUUUCUCCUGCCUCACACUCACUGGUCAAAUAUCAGCCUCUCUCAUCUCUUGAUAAGACUUUUUCCGCUGGAUUUCCGGCUAAAAGCGCCAGAAAAGGCUAAUUUCUCAAGCCGCAACAUCUCUUUCAUAAUGCGUCAAGAUGUUCACCCAGGGCAUUCGGGGUUAUCGACGCAGUUAUUUGUGACAUAAUUCGCGUUAAGAAUGCGACGUGCUGCAAAUUAAUUAGCGCUACGUGGUUUUUGAAAGACAUGUAAUUUCAGUCGGUUUCCUUCCAUAUCCUUCCUGUUUUCGAUACAUAUUUAACGCUUCAUUAUCAAAGAAACACUUUGAAAGACUUUUCUUUAACCACGAUAAACGUUUCGGUAAUAAAUUAACAGUAGCUUGUUUUAGUGAUUAGCUCCAGCGAAAAUGAGUGCUGUCACGUAUGGAGUGUUUUUUAUGACCUGUUAUCAAAAUCGAAAUCGCAUAUUGUCGCAUAUUGAUUGAGUGAACAUUUCCUUUCAAAAACCGAGAGAUUACGCAGACCUGUUGGGGCCAAUUUAGACAACACUCAAAUUAGCUAUCGCGUCAAUGUGGAGUAAAGGUUGUCCACCGAAAGCUGGCGAGAGAAUUAAGACAAUUGUUCGUUUGUCAGAGAAAAGAAGUCUCAGCGCAUGCCUAAGAAGUAUUAGCUGAGCGUCAAACUUUAGAAGCCAAGCUCAAAUCACAAGCAUAAAGUUAAAACAUGGAUAAUGCGUCAAUAGAACCGCAGACCACGACCCAGACAUCGAACAUCAAUGAAAGGCCGAGACUUCAGCAUGAUGAUCCGGCAUUCAUAGCAUAUAUUGUGGUCAUGACCAUAAUCUUGGCAGUUGGUUUUGUCGGCAAUGUUCUGACGAUAAUUAUCUUACGAUACCGAGAACACAGAAAGAAAAAUAUCACUCCACUCAUGAUCAACCUCGCGGUGGCUGAUAUUAUUAUCAUCGUGUUUGGUUAUCCCGUAGUAGUUGCCGCAAACAUCUCCUCAACUGGGCUUGAAAUUAGCAGCACGUGUGUGUGGUCAGGAUUUAUCAACGGGUCGGUGGGAAUCGCAUCCAUUGCUAAUUUGACUAUGAUGAGCGUUGUGAUGUACUCCUCAUUUAAGAGGCUCGGCAACAGGAAAAAAAUUCCAAGAAACAAAAUGGCGGCUAUGAUCGUCUUCACGUGGUUGUACGGAAUAAUGGCCAUGAUUCCACCGUUAGUGGGUUGGAACGAGUUCGUCCCAGGCGCCUCUGGAGUCAGCUGCUGUCCAAACUGGGUACCUGAAACAAAGGCUGGAGUGGCUUACAACGCCAUGUUGGUUUUUGUUGGCUUUGUAUUUCCGCUGAGCGUCGUUACAUUUUGUUACCAUCGGAUUUACAGCUUUAUUCGGACACAGCAACCCACGACCGAGAACGCUUCACUUCAGGCCAGCCGGAGAAAAUCCCAAAUCAAACUCUUGCGUAUGAUUGCCAUGGCGAUUGCCGCCUUCGUCUUGAGCUGGUCUCCAUAUUGCUUUGUGAGCAUCAUUGCCACCAUCCGGGGUACUAACACGUUGACCCCUGGCGAGGCCGAAAUCCCGGAUUUGCUAGCCAAGGCCUCAGUCAUCUACAACCCCAUUGUUUAUACUGCAAUGAAUGACAGGUUUCGUGCUUCUUUAUUGCGGAUGAUCCCUUGCUGUCGAUAUUUUGCAAGGGAUAUUAACCCGGCGGCAAAUACCCCCACAAAUUCAAAGUCGCGCGAAGAAAAUGGUAAUGAUCUUAAAAGGAAACAGUCCCAAACCGAAGUGUGAUGCAAGGAUCCUGCAGAAUGCUAUUACAUUUUCAGGAGCUGUUUCCCUGGAAGAGCAUCUUUAGUGUUUUCGUUUUGGCAGGUGGCUUCAAAUUUCAGGGAAGAGUGUACCUCUUUCCCUGGUACGUGAAGGAAGCCCACAGCUUCCGGUGGGUUGUACUCAGAUCCUAAGCCGCUUAUGAAACACGUAACUAUGGGAGUGCGAUCGAAUUUCAAGAUAUUUCAUUGCAUGGACGCCAUUCAGGCUUUGCCAAGGCUCAAAUAUUUUAAUUGCAUUGUGCGUUAAUUAUCAGGGUCUAUGGAUGUAGUCCAACUUCCCUAACUCUCCUUACUGAUAGGACUCGACGUUUUCCCUGGCCAAAACCCGGAAAUUUCGAUUGAAAGUAAAAAGGAACAGUAAUUUUCGGAAAAUCCGCUCGGGAAUUAUAGACUACCUUCAGAGGUACUUCUUUUUUCCGUUCGGAACGGAAAGACGAGAAAUUCCUAAUUACGAUUUACUGAAUUCUCGAAUUUCCAGUUUCUCGUCUACAAACCAUAACUGGAGAUCAAAUUGUAAACGGUUAGCGCCAUCUCGUUCGGUUGGUUUGCUGAUUUGAAGAAACCCUUAUCACUAUUCAACGGCCAUCCCAACCGGUUAUUCCAACAAAUAGAAAGCGCCCUAAGAAAAUAAGCAGAUGUGGUUCAGCUUGUUCCUCUCAAAAGAUACUAGAUCCCAGUAAGAAAAUCAGCAUUAGUACAGUCGAGCCACGGACACCAAGGGACUGGAACUGAUUGUCUGUAUUAUGUAGGAGUUCGUAUUAUGACACAAAUUUGGGGGUUGUGUACUGGUGUCAGCAUACCGAGGGAUAAUCAUUGUACUGCCUUUCUUUACGAGCCUUUGCUUAGCUGUGUAUAUUGCGGUCUUUUAUAUCGGUCCUUGUGCAGCACACACGAGGACAGAAACCGUUCUAGUGAUGAACUAUCGACAGAGAAAAGAGGUGUCUUUAAAUGAAUUCGCACGAUUGGUAGAUAGUAAUUUAAAUAGUUUGUGCAUAGAAUGAUGAUGGUAGUUACUGACAAUACACGAAGCAAAGCCCUUGUUUUGCAGGUAACUUGGAUUCGUUUAAAAAAAUACCAAGCCUUUCUUUCCUAUACUUUCAAUGUGAUCAUCCGAGCUACGGUUUUUGUUGAUACACAAAACCUUAUCCUCGUCGGCAACAUAUUGUGCAGUCGCUAUUCUUAAUCGUGUUACUAAAAAAUCACAAUGUGCGUAUUGGCAAUCUAAAUAAAACCUGAUAACUGUGGUUGUUUCACAUCAUUAAACGGCUGCGUGUUGUAAUCACCAUAAUGAACGCGAACAGUACUAGACUGAUUAAAAAUGGAGGAGUAACCAGGAUUACAAAUCAUCUUAUGUUUCUCUAGAUAGAUCGGGAGAGAUAGAAACUUUAUUAAAGUGCUAAUGCUUUGUA